CAAGGAGUCUAAUAUCCAAUUGCUUCAAAAUAUAAUUGAACAUCUUAGAAAGGAGGAGGAGUGUAAUAGAAAGUUACUUCUCCCACACAAUUGUGCAGAAGCCAAGUCUAGUGGGAUUAAUGAAAUACUCCUCCCCAAAUUUAGUAGUCAACCCUUUAAAGUUGCCUGCGAUGCGGAAACCCAAGAAGGAGGUUGGACCAUUAUCCUGAGAAGGAUGGAUGGCAGUGUAAAUUUUAAUCGAAACUGGACGGAAUACAAAAAUGGAUUUGGUGAUCUAAAUGGCGAGUUCUUCUUGGGCUUAGACAAGAUACAUGAAAUGACGGCAGAAAGAAAUCAAGAGUUACUUGUUCUUCUCGAGGACUUCGAGGGCAAUAAAACGUUUGAGAAGUACGAUGAAUUCGCAAUUGGAAACGAGGAUCAACAAUAUAAAUUACACACUUUGGCAGAUGGCAGUGGAACUGCAUAUGAUUCAUUCUCAUAUCAUCGUGGCAGCAAAUUUUCUACAUUCGAUCGGGAUAAUGAUGGUAGAUCGCAUUUAAACUGUGCCGAACUAUAUACUGGCGCCUGGUGGUACAGUUCCACCGCUGAUUGUCAAUUGUGCCAAUUGACGGGAACAUACGGAAACAACGAUUAUGACAAAGGCGUCAAUUGGUACAGCUUUCGGGGAUCUCGAUACUCCCUUAAGAUAGCCGUUAUGAUGAUUCGGCCCAGAAAGUGAAUUGCUAAGUCUUAAAAGCAGUUUCAUUAUUAUAUGCAUAUUUUUCUAGAGAAUUUAAAUAAAAACCAUUGUCAUUCUCU
This is a messenger RNA of Drosophila innubila, 798 nucleotides long. Its product is annotated as ficolin-1-like. Bases 215 to 718 code for a protein of 167 amino acids. The record is from RefSeq and is a predicted model, not a curated record. NCBI's taxonomy places the organism in Eukaryota, Metazoa, Arthropoda, Insecta, Diptera, Drosophilidae. The transcript has 2 exons.